Messenger RNA from Cladophialophora psammophila CBS 110553, 1800 nucleotides. RefSeq lists its product as uncharacterized. The record is from RefSeq and is a predicted model, not a curated record. Gene Ontology annotation, biological process: lactate catabolic process. Gene Ontology annotation, cellular component: mitochondrion. Bases 1 to 1800 code for a protein of 599 amino acids. The transcript has 6 exons. Lineage: Eukaryota; Fungi; Ascomycota; Eurotiomycetes; Chaetothyriales; Herpotrichiellaceae. Gene Ontology annotation, molecular function: FAD binding; D-lactate dehydrogenase (NAD+) activity; D-lactate dehydrogenase (cytochrome) activity.
AUGACCUCCAUUUCUUUGCUUGACUCGCUCAGCGAUGCCGACUUGAUAACCCCUCCAGAUGUCUCUGCAAGUGUCCUGAGAGAGGCUUUGAAGAACAUUAGUCUGGUGGUUGGGCCGGAGAAUGUUGAGCUCUACUCCAAGGAGACCAUGAAGCUUGACGAAGAAGCACAUUACUACAACCUUCCCAAAGAACAUGACAUGUUCUACGUGCUGGAGAAAGACGUCUUUCUUGCCAGUGCAGUGGUCCGGCCAGGCUCCACUGAGGAUGUCUGUGCCAUUGUCAAACUGGCUAACAAAUACCUGACACCACUAUGGCCGGUCUCCAUGGGUCGAAACCUUGGGUAUGGAGGUUCGGCACCACGUCUUCGCGGUAGCAUCAUUGUUGAUAUGGGGGCCCGCAUGAACAAAGUGCUGGAGGUCAGUGACCGAGACUGCACCUGCCUCCUGGAGCCUGGCGUUUCAUACUUCGCGCUCUACGAUUAUCUGCAGAAGAAUGGAUUCAAGCAUCUUUGGAUCGACAAUCCCGACCUUGGUGGUGGCUCGGUCGUCGGCAACGCUCUCGAUCGAGGUGCCGGCUACACACCCUACGGAGAGCAUUUUUCGAUGCAUUGUGGUAUGGAAGUUGUCUUGCCUACUGGUGAAGUAAUGCGCACGGGCAUGGGUGCGCUGCCAGGCAACAAUACCUGGCAGACUUUCCAGUACGGCUUUGGCCCCUACCCUGAUGGCAUCUUCACACAGUCCAACUAUGGUAUUGUCACCAAGAUGGGAUUUUGGCUCAUGCCGGACCCUGGUGGCUACCAAUCCUACCUAUUCUCUUUCCAGAAUGACACCGAUCUUCCCGCAAUUGUGGAAGCCAUUCGUGUUCUCCGGAUUGGCAUGGUCAUUCAGAAUGCACCAACAAUCCGGUCCACUCUCCUCGAUGCUGCUGUCCUCGCUCAGAAGUCUCAUUACACAGAUUCAAAUGACAUUCUGACUGAUAUGGAGAUUGACAAAAUCUCCAGGAAAAUAGGGGUUGGUCGGUGGAAUAUUUACGGUGCCAUGUAUGGACCUAAGCCAAUGCGCGACUUACAGUGGGAAGUGCUGAAGAAUACAUUUAUGCAAAUUCCUGGAGCAAGUUAUAUGUUUCCAGAGCCUUUGAAAGAAGGCGCUCAGAAGACAGUUCUUCACAUGCGGGAGGAAACCCUGAAGGGCAUGCCCAACACUUACGAGCUGGGAUGGCUGGACUGGACCUGCAAGCCGGGGUCAUUGCUGGGGUUUUCGCCAAUCUCACCCGCAACAGGCAUAGAUGCCAACAAGCAGUACCAGAUGGUCAAACAGAGGUUCCGGGAGUUCGGGUUCGACUAUCUCGGCACCUUUGUCGUGGGUUGGCGCGAACUUCACCAUAUCGUGUGCUUGACUUUUGAUAAGUCCGACCCUGAUUCUCGUCGACGCGCACAUCGGUGCAUUGAGCUCUUGAUUGACGAUGCAGCUGCCGAGGGCUACGGUGAAUACAGGACACACCUAUGCUUCAUGGACCAAAUUGCGAGCGUCUACAACUGGAACAACGGUGCCUCGCUCAAGUUCAACGAACAGCUCAAGGACAGCCUGGAUCCCAAUGGCAUCCUCGCUCCUGGGAAGAGUGGAGUGUGGCCGAAGAGACUACGCGGACGAGGCUUCGAGAUUCUGCGGACGCAGCCGUACGGGACGAAAACUGAUGGUAGCGCCUUGCAUUCGGGGUCCGAAGACGCCGACGUUGGAGAAAAAAUUAAAGACGCAAUCAACACAGGGACAUUGGGAGGACAGUUGUCCUUAAGACUUUAA